Messenger RNA from Ceratitis capitata (Mediterranean fruit fly), 2267 nucleotides. Its product is annotated as prolyl endopeptidase. The coding region runs from base 35 to 2200 and encodes 721 amino acids. Gene Ontology annotation, molecular function: serine-type endopeptidase activity; oligopeptidase activity. Lineage: Eukaryota; Metazoa; Arthropoda; Insecta; Diptera; Tephritidae. The transcript is spliced from 8 exons. Gene Ontology annotation, biological process: proteolysis. Gene Ontology annotation, cellular component: cytosol. The record is from RefSeq and is a predicted model, not a curated record.
UGUUCCAGCGAAUGUUUUCUACUCUAGCUGUAAAAUGCUUCAAAGAUUAGCUGGAAGGAGGAUGAUUUCUAAUCUACUUUCUAAUAUGAAGUACCCAAUUGCACGAAAAGAUCCAUCGUACGUGGAUAAUUUCCACGGUGUUACUGUGGUCGAUGCAUAUCGUUGGCUGGAGGAUCCGAAUUCUGAAGGAACCAAAGCCUUUAUUGAAAAGCAGAAUGAGAUAAGCACGAAAUUUAUUGAGCAAGGGCAGAAAACGUCAAUUGAAAACAAGCUUACAAAGUUGUGGAAUUACCCUAAAUAUAGUUGUCCAGCUAAGCAUGGAAGUUUUUACUAUUUUUAUGUUAACACAGGACUGCAAAACCAAAAUGUGCUUUUCCAACAAAAAGAACUCGUUGAUGAACCGAAAGUAUUUUUGGAUCCCAACUCGUGGUCUUCUGAUGGAACUGUUGCAUUGUCUCAGAAGGAAUUUUCUGAAGAUGGAUCAUACAUGGCAUACGGUAUAAGCGAAAAUGGAUCCGAUUGGUUAAAAAUAAAAAUACGUGAUGUAAAUUUGGGAAAGGACCUAGAAGAGACACUGGAAAAAGUAAAAUUCAGUGAAAUUUCGUGGACUCUCGAUAAUAAGGGUUUCUUCUAUUCACGAUAUGAUCAGGCAGAAUGCACCGACGGCGCUGAAGUCAAACAAAAUGAGAACCAAAAGCUAUAUUACCACUACGUGGGAACAAACCAAGAUGAAGAUAUUAUGGUGGUUAAUUUUCCUGAUGAACCAUCGUGGCGCAUUCAAGCCGUCGUGUCUGAUUGCGGAAGGUAUUUGAUCCUGCCAAUAGUUAAAGGCUGCCGCGAUAACUUACUUUAUUACAUUGAUCUAAAUGAAUGUGAAAAAAUAAAAUCGGGUUUGAAUGUUAUAAAGGUGAUAGAUAAAUUUGAGAAUGAUUAUGAGUAUAUUACCAACAUCGGACCAAAAAUGUAUUUUAGAACAAACAAAAAUGCUCCUAACUAUAGAAUUAUUAUCAUUGAUUUGGAGAACCCACAUGAAGAACAUUGGGAAACCAUCAUUCCAGAACAUGAAAACAACGUUUUGGAUUGGGCAAAAUGUGUUGAUAAUGAUAAAUUGUUACUUUGUUACAUGCAAGAUGUUAAAAGUGCCCUUCAAGCAAAUUGCCUUAAAAGCGGAACUUUAGUUAAAAAUUUUCCUUUGGAUAUUGGUACCGUUUUAGCGGUGUCCGGCAAGAAAAAAUAUUCCGAAAUUUUCUAUAAUUUCUCAUCGUUCUUAAAUCCUGGAACAAUUUAUCAGUACGACUUUAAAAUACCAAAUAUGACACCACAAAUAUUUCGUGAUAUUAAACUACAACUAGAUGGCUUUAAUCAAAACAACUAUGAAGUAAAGCAAGUAUUUUAUGAAAGUAAAGACGGAACAAAAAUCCCAAUGUUUAUUGUAUGUAAAAAGAAAGAAAUAAUAGCUCCUCGACCGUGCCUUCUAUAUGGAUAUGGCGGCUUUAAUAUAAGUCUGCAACCAUCUUUUUCAGCUACAGGUUUAAUGUUUAUUGAUACAUUCGACGGUAUAUUAGCAUAUCCUAAUCUACGUGGCGGUGGUGAAUAUGGUGAGAAAUGGCACAACGCUGGACGCCUCUUAAAUAAGCAAAAUGUUUUUGAUGACUUUCAAAAGGCCGCUGAAUAUUUGGUUAGUAGCAAAUAUACAACUAAAGAUCGUCUUGUAAUACAAGGAGGUUCUAAUGGAGGGUUGUUAGUUGGUGCUUGCAUUAACCAACGACCUGAUCUUUUCGGUGCAGCAGUCGCCCAAGUUGGUGUAAUGGAUAUGCUGCGUUUCCACCAAUUUACAAUUGGACACGCUUGGUGCUCUGAUUACGGCAACCCCAAUGAAAAAGAACACUUCGAAAAUUUGUAUAAAUAUUCUCCUCUGCAUAACGUACAUGUCCCAAAAACGAAAUCUGAGGAAUACCCGUCAACUUUGAUUUUAACAGCUGAUCAUGAUGAUCGUGUGAGUCCUUUGCAUUCACUAAAAUUUGCCGCGGCUCUUCAGGAUGCAGUACGAGACUCGGUUCAAGAAAAUCCUAUAUUGUUACGUGUAUAUAGUAAGGCUGGUCACGGCGCUGGUAAGCCGACUUCGAAGAAAAUAGAAGAAGCUGCUGAUAUAUUGGCUUUUAUGCGUAGAACUUUAACGGUCGAUGAUGUAAAUCUUUAACAAUAUACUUUAUAUUUGUUUAUGAAAGAACACAAGGAAAUAAAUUAAAUCCACAUAUGCAACAAAA